AGGCUGCUGCCGCGCCGACUGCCCCGAGCCCAUGACGAUGCUGCUGGACGGAGGGCCGCAGUUCUCGGCGUUGGGGGUGGGCGGCGUCGCGGCGCCCCGCCACCACGACAUGCCGGCUCGCGACGCCGGCGGCGGCGGCGGCGGCAUGGGGCUGGGCCCCUUCGGGGACUCCUCGCACGCCGCCCCCUUCAAGCUGAACGCGGCCCCACAAGACCUCGCCGCCGGGCAGAGCUCGGCAUUCACGCCGCAGGCGCAGGGCUACGCCAGCGCCCUGGGCCACAACCACCACGCCGGCCAGGUGCCCUCCUACGGCGGGGCCGCCGCCUUCAGUUCCACCCGCGACUUUUUGUUCCGCAACCGUGGCUCCGGCAUCGUGGACGCCGCCUCUGGCACAGGGCAGCACGGGCUCUUCGGCGGCUCCUCCGGCGGCUUGCACGGCCCUGGCGGCAUCUCGGACACCCCGGGCUACCUGCUCUUCCCGGGGCUGCACGAGCAGAGCCCGAGCCACACGUCCCCCAAUGGGCAUGUGGACAACGGGCAGAUACACCUGGGGCUGCGCAGGGACCUCUUCGGGCGGCCGGAUCCCUACCGGGCCGUCUCCAGCCCCCGCACGGACCCUUACGCCGGCGCCCAGUUCCACAACUACAACCACAUGAAUAUGAAUAUGGGCAUGAACGUGGCGGCCCAUCACCACCACCACGGCCCCGGCGCUUUCUUUCGGUACAUGUGCCAGCCCAUCAAGCAAGAACUGUCCUGCAAGUGGCUCGACGAGAGCCAGCUCAGCCGGCCCAAGAAGAGCUGCGACAGGACUUUCAGCACCAUGCACGAGCUGGUGACCCAUGUCACCAUGGAGCACGUCGGGAGGCCGGAGCAGAACAACCACAUCUACUGGGACGAGUGUCCGCGGGAAGGCAAGUCCUUCAAGGCGAAAUACAAACUGGUGAACCACAUUCGGGUGCACACGGGGGAGAAGCCCUUCCUCUGCCCUUUCCCGGGCUGCGGCAAGAUCUUUGCCCGCUCCGAGAACCUCAAGUUUCACAAGCGGACGCACACAGGUGAGAAGCCUUUCAAGUGCGAGUUUGAGGGCUGCGACAGGCGUUUCGCUAACAGCAGUGACAGGAAGAAACACAUGCACGUCCACACCUCAGACAAGCCCUACAUCUGCAAGGUGUGCGACAAAUCCUACACCCACCCCAGCUCACUUAGGAAACACAUGAAGGUGCACGAAUCCCAGGGGUCGGACUCUUCUCCUGCAGCCAGUUUGGGAUACGAGUCCUCCACCCCCCCUGCGGUGGGCUAUGCCGGCAGUAAGGACUCCACUAAAACGCUGCCGGCCGCCCUUCAGAGUAACCCUGGCCACAACCCUGGACUGCACCCCAAUUUUAAUGAGUGGUAUGUGUGAAGGCAGCUGCUGCCUGGCCACAGACUGGACCAAAUGCAUUGGGAACAAGGAAAAAAAAAGACAAACCAAGCCAACUGCAGCUCGCUCCCACAGAAAUGGAGUUUCCACACUGACGACUGCAUAGGGCUACACCUACUUAACUGCCAGGAUCCGGGGGGGGGUGUGUGUGUCUUUUAUUAUUAUAUUAUAAUUAUUACUAUUCUUUUGCAAGCCCAGAUGCUGGACCAGCCAUGUUCUUUUCUCAGGAUUAGAUUUCUUUUAUUUGUUGUCAUUUUUUUUUCAGUCACAAUUGUUUCUUUGAUUCCCCCCCUCCUUGCCUGAGUCUCUUCCUCCAAUUCCCCACUAAUUUAUUAUUCUUAAUUUGUUUUGUUUUUCUUUCUUUUGGUGGGAUGUUGACAUGAGGAUGAAAAUUCUCCUUCGCCUUAGUGGUGAUUGUUUAAAUUUAGUCUUAAACUGUGCCAAAGUCCUGUUAUGUCUUGAACUUUUCUAGCUCUCCUGCUGCUUCUUUCUCUUUCUCCUUCUCUCUGCAAGCAUUACACUUGUGAAUGUAUUCUCGUCUGAUGGGGUCGGUCAGUAUUUUUCAGGAUGAGGAUGUGCUGUUUAUUCUGCCCACAUUGUGACGUUUAGUAAAACAGUUGCCUUUUUGUAAUAACUUUUUUUGUAAAUACAUAUCCAUGAUGCCGUAUUUAUCGUUCAUAAUUUAAUUAUUGAUACAAGGUGCUGGGAACUGAACGAUAUUUAUGGAGGAGAAAAAAUUGUUUUCUAACAAAAAAAUACAAACAAACAAAAAAUCCACCUCUGUACAGUUUUUGGUCAUAACUGCUUUAGCAUUAAAAGUUUAUUGUUUUGGAAAGAGCCAGUUUUGACCUACUCCGGGGCACAGGGCAGCCGCGAGUCCCAUCGCGACCCCAGUUGGCACUGCCACCCGGGCCUGGCUGUUGUUUUCGAGCCGGCGGUGCCGGGCGAAGCCUCCUCGCCGCCGCUCUCUCUCCCGUCCCUUUGUCCCCGCCCUCCACCACCCAGCGGCUUCGCUCCCCACCAGCUUCCUGAGAGGGCCGAGGUCGGGGCACGGCGCUGGCGAGGUGGAGCAGCGCCGGGGGCAGCGGGGUCACCUCGACGGGGAGGUCCUGACGGUGAGUACUGGGCCCCGCGGUGCCGUGCCCGCGGGGCGUGAGGCCGGGCAGCCAUGCUGGAGUGGCCCGCCAACACAAGGCUGCUUGCCUGGGGGGCCCGGUGCGACCUCACGGCGGCCAGGACUUGUCUCUGUUAUCUCCUGGUUUGGUUUGGUUUGUUUUUUUUUUUAUUUCUGACUAGGAUGCGGAGAAACCUUCCCGUCCUCAGGAGAGAAAAGGGAUCGAGAUGAAGCAUCUCCCCCGACAAACUUCUCGGCGUCACACAGGAGCCCCAAGCAACCAGAGCAACGGUGGAAACCACCCCUCCCCAGCACAUCAUGGUGCACCCAGCGGCCGGAAGGCACCGGUUUUCCGGCGGGCCAGCUGGGGCUGUGGCAGGAGUGCCGACGGCCUCGUGUCCCGGCGGAGCGCGGCCGCAUGGUUCUGCAUCCUCAUCGGCAGUAGGGACUUGCCGUGGACUGACUUCAGCUCCGAGGACAGGCAGAGACCGGCACUACAGCCGCCGCACCUGCGCUGACUGGGGGAGACCCCAGACAGGCCCGUCUUGAACUUUACUGCGGGCACAGUGGAAGGACGGGGAGGGGGUGGCCCAUCCCCUCCGCUUUCCGCAGGGGCUGCUCGGGCGAGCAACCCGUGGAACCUUGCAUACUUUGAAAUUUACAUGUGAACAAAUUUACCCUCUCCUUCCUCCAAAGGUAGAGGAAAAAAAAAAAAAAAAAAGAAAGGUUUCUUGGGCAGAAAAGGACAGGAGAAAGGUGGAUUGCAGUCUCUGUGGCUGCAUAGCUAAAACAACAAAAAAGUCCCCCGAGCUCCCCACUGGCCCCUUAAAAUAGUUCCCUUCGAGGUGUCCCGGCUAGACAUGGAUCUCUGCUUCUCUUUUGCUGUGAAGUCUUUUUCUUGCUGUGCACAGAGCCCAGCCUGGGGCUGGACGCGGAGCGCUGCCGGCCCGGGCCUGGCGUGGGACCCGAGUGGGACCACCAUGCACCGCGGCCGGCGAGGAGCAGCGGAGCUGCUGGGGCUGUCGGGUUUUCCUCGGACACCCACCUGGGUCGUGUCUGGUUGCUCCAGACUGCGCCAGGCUUGGAAAAGGUGCCGGUAGGCUCGGUUUCAUUACUGCUUUGCUCUGAGCUGGAAAUGUGCGGGGCGCACAGGGUUCCGUGGGAGCGCCUCGAGACAGGUCCUGCUGCUGUCGGGCUCCGAAGUGCUGUACCAGCGUGGGGGCCUCUGCUGUGGCUGGGGUUGUCCGGCUUGAGGAGCCGUGGCUGGGAGGAUGUAGCAUCUCCAACCCUGGAGUAGCGGCCCCACUGGAGGAUCAGUGCAGGGGCCCUUUCCGGCCCCACAGUGGCUCUAGCUGGUGCCCGGGGCUUUGGGCCAUGCUGGCAAAGCUGUCCUCCUGCCUGCCCCUGCAGGUGCUUCCUAAAACUGGCAGCACUGCCCCUGCCAUUUUUAUAGCCAGGACUUAAAACCAGCAUUCUGGCUCAUUUGGCUUCCCUGGGGUCACAGCCAGUCCCCCACCCUCAGGCCUCCCCAUCCAGACAGGGCUUGCAGCCAGACUGGGGAAGAGUGGAGCAAACUGUUGACUGCACCCCACUGAGGUCCCAGGUCCUCCUAGGCCAUUCUGCAGCCCUCCAGAAAUGGGGUAUGGAUUGGGCAGGUGCAACUCUAUGUGUGUGUAUGGUAUGGGAUGAAGCAAUGGAUUUGGGAUGGGUAUAGAAAGGGCUGGGGACCUGCUUGGCUCUGAAAUGCUUGCAAAGCACAGGGUACAGCACCACGUGGUGGGGCAGGCAGGACAUGGCCCCUAAGCCUGGUACGGUGUGCUGGUGGAUGCUGCUGCCAGCACCUCUGCCCCUCCAGCUGCUGCUGGCUCUGAAACGUGAGAGUGAAGGCCAAAGAAGGGCCGUCUCACCCUGCAGCUGAGUCCUCAGCUUUCACGGACAAAUAAGAAGGGUUUUUCUGUGAAAAGAGGUAAAAAGUCCCUGUUCCUCACCCUUGCCAGUUGCAGGGAGAUAUGGAGAGUUCUGGAAUGGGAAAGAUCCUCUCUCCUGGAUGUCUGAGGCUGGUUUUGUGAGUUGGGAAGACAGCUCAUGUUUUUCAAAGCCAGGGCCUGGCAGUGGGGACCUGUGCUCACAGCUCUGACAAAAACAUUACAGAGUUGACCGGGGCAGGAUAGUACUCAGCUUCCAGUGUGUCAUGACAAAUGGGACUUGUGUCACACCCCAUAAGAGUCCCAGGACUGUUCACAAACAGGGGACAUACUCUGCUGUCCUCUCCCAGACUGGCAGCUCUCUUGAAGUUGCUGUGCUUGCUUGUAUGAGCGGGAUUAGGUGGAUUUGUCCCCAGAUAAACACAACUCAGAAUGGUUUUCUUGAAGGGGUAAUGUUGAUUCAUUGUGCUAUAAUGAGUCUAAGCAGAGGCAGGCAAUGAACUGAAGCCAUUCUGUCUCUACCAUGCUUUAUGAGCCAUGAAUAUUUUGAUUUCCUUUGGUGUAAUUGUUUUUGCAUAUCUGUCUCUGUGUAUGGUGUAAUCCUCUGAAAAAAAAAUUGUUUUCAAGCAUUGUGCCUGCCAUUAGCAUGUAGUGGUUGCACACUGUGUGAAGGCAGAGUCCUGAAGGCAUUUUGAUCAGGUUGUGUUCAAGGGUCUCGGCCUUACAGCACCAGGAAUUAAUUUUCUCUAAUGAAUCUGUCUGCUGUAAAGCUCCAAAGCAGUGGAUAGGGUGUAGUAUUGUGUGUUUACAUUUUAUUUUUUAAAUACAAUGUUCUCAGAUUAAAAGCAUCACAUACCAACACCAGCUUUUUUAACUGAGUGUAACUUUGAUGACUGUUUGCUAAAGCAUCCCUGUUAUUUAUGCUUGUUACUGUGAUCACCUAUAAGGAAAAUAUUUCUGCAGAGAUGCACUCCUGGUUUGGAGAGGUAAAACUCCAGAGAAAGCCUGUAUUCUUUGAGAAAUCUAAUUUUAUAAUGGAGCAUGCAGAAGGAAAUAGUUUGUAUUGUAGUGACUUAUCUGUAUGUUCCCUGAACUAAGACAUUUAGUUAACCUUUCUAUGCUGUUUGUAUGGGAUAAAAAUAUAAUCUGCUUUGCUAGUGCCUGCUCACCUGAACAUAACUGCAGGCAGUAAAAAUGCUUUUGUAAGUGCUCACAGUGAUGAGUGAGAGUGGCAAAGCAAGGACCUGCCCUGCAGACCUGAUAGGAGAUGGUUUAGGAUACUUUUACAGACAUCUGUUCUGUUCUAGUCAUGGAAAAAAAUGCCUUCAGAAUCUGGGGGAGGCAGUUGUCAAAAGAGGCGCAGAUAUAUGUUAAUAUUAAGAUACUAAUUUUAUUCUCAGUAAAGAAGGUUGUGUGCUGCUUAGGUUUUCUUUUAGCUGAUACUUUGGUAAUGUUUCUCCAUUUCAAAUGUUUGUGUGAAAAGAAAUUUUAAUAAAAAGAGCUGGAGAAAAAAAAAGAGUUUAGCUGAAUGAUUUUGUUUUGGCAACUUGUUCAAUAGUGGCAGCUUUGAAAUUGUCAAGGCUUGACUUCGAAAUGAGUCAUACAUGGAGUUUCUUUUGAGGGAGACCCAGGCUGCACAUUGGGGAUUCAUUCCUGUGCACACUGGGCAAGGUAUCCUGACCUGGGACAGGGAAACUCAGAGAUGGAAAAGUCCCUGGCGGUGCUGCUGGCUGGGAAGAGACUGGGGAAGUUGGAGAGCUUAAUAUCUGAGGAUCAUAAAGGAUACAUGCAGAAUAGGGCUAUUCCCUUGUUUUUAUUGUUUUUCAGAGCAUUGUAUAAUCCAGUCUAGGCCUGUGGGGGUUUUGCAGCUACAAAAUGGCUCCUGGCAGGUUUCUGGGCACCGGCAUGGCAGAGCGAGGGGCUGGCAGAGGUCCCCAAGCCUUCCUGGAGACAGUGCCCCACCUGCUUCCAGCACCUCUCCUAUUCUUCCAGAAACUGCUCUGUGCCAGGAGAGAUGUGGAACCUCGGUAAGGUUUGGUAAGGGGGGAGAGUGUUUUUCUCUGCAGCCUGUGUGGAGCCUAUGCCCAGGCAGGUGUGGGAUGUCCCCGCUCCCUGCGCCACAGAGUGCGGGUUUGGAGAAGAAAGAGGUCUUGUGCUUUAUUCACAGCCUGAUGCACAGCCUUUAGCUGGCAGGGUCACAGCAGGGUAGAAAACAUCAGGAUUUUGGUUUCUGCUGGCCGUGGGCUUGCUGCAUUUAUGUGCCACAGAGAACAACCACUUUAGAAAAUACAGUUCCAUAGGGAAAGGGUCGAGAGGCAGGGCAUUAGCAUAGAGCCUUUGCCUGAAAUAAAAUUAGUUACUAAUCUAUACAUUCUUUAACUUCGUCCCAGCUUCAGUCAGACAUUAUUUCAGUGCAAAAUCCAGUGUUUGUUAUUAUUUAAAGUAUUUUUGCCACUUUGUGUAGUUUACGUAGCAUAAUUCUUGUACUGAGAAAGAUGAUGUUCUUUUUAUUGCUUUUGUCCUUAUUUUGAUUGUUUUCCUGUUUUUUUUUUUUUUUUUACCCCUGUUAGUAGAAUGCUGUUGGAUUUAGGGUUUCCACUACUUCAGUGUGUUUUUACUGAAAAUAAACUUUUUUUUGUUUGCAUUUAUUGAAUCCAUUGACUUGAGCUUUUUGGAGAUUAUUGGUAAACUCAGGAAAAAAUGUAAAGCUUGUGUUGAGAUUGGUGAAACUCAGUCUUAACUAUAGGAAAAAUCUUAAUUUGGACUCAAAUAUUAUCUUGGAUUAAGAGAAAAAGCUUCAUGCAGCAGGUGAUGUGACUAAAGUUUCUCUGAGUCAUGCAGAGUGCAGAGUUUGCAAGGACUGGUCUCUGGUUGCUCACUGGUGCAAGGACUCCUGGUGAGGAAGGCAGAUAUUCCCCAGAAUACUCAUUUCCCUGCAGUAUUUUUAUUUUUACUAGAAAGAAGAUGCAGCAAGAACUUUCUGAAACUGAAUCAUAAAU
Prinia subflava (tawny-flanked prinia) is the source of this 7458-nucleotide messenger RNA. RefSeq names its product zinc finger protein ZIC 3-like. Bases 32 to 1402 code for a protein of 456 amino acids. Lineage: Eukaryota; Metazoa; Chordata; Aves; Passeriformes; Cisticolidae. The record is from RefSeq and is a predicted model, not a curated record. Gene Ontology annotation, molecular function: DNA-binding transcription factor activity, RNA polymerase II-specific; RNA polymerase II cis-regulatory region sequence-specific DNA binding. Gene Ontology annotation, cellular component: nucleus. Gene Ontology annotation, biological process: regulation of transcription by RNA polymerase II. The transcript has 3 exons.